Molecule: messenger RNA, 579 nt
Organism: Entrophospora sp. SA101
Lineage: Eukaryota; Fungi; Glomeromycota; Glomeromycetes; Entrophosporales; Entrophosporaceae
Source: the annotation of a GenBank genome assembly
AUGAAUAAUUGUAAUUCUGGAGGUACGGAUUUUGUAAAGAAACUGUACAAAAUGUUGGAAGAUGAUACAUAUAGCGAUAUAGUUUGUUGGGGAGUUAACGGGAAUAGUUUUGUUGUCAAGGAAAUCGACUCCUUUACGAAAACAAUUCUUCCUCGACAUUUCAAACAUUCUAAUUUCGCAAGUUUUGUAAGACAACUUAAUAAAUAUGAUUUUCAUAAAAUUAGGAAUUCUGAUGAAUCAAUUUCUCCAUAUGGUGAACAGGCUUGGGAAUUCCAUCAUCCAGAAUUUCAAUGUAAUAAAAAAGAUCAAUUGGAUAACAUUAAAAGAAAAGUCACCAACAAUAGGAAAAAUCAAAAUUUAAAUAAUAACACUAUAACAGAUGUCUCUUCACAAAACGUUCAACUUUCAGAACUUCAAUCUCGAAUAAAUAAUUUAACCAAAUUGCAAUAUACCAUGAAUGAACAUCUGACAACUUUAAACAAAAAUUAUCAUAACGUUGUUCAAGAUUUAUUAAACUUUCAAAAAAGUAUGAUUGCUCAAGAUCAAUUAAUGCAUAGUUUAAUACAAUAUGUGCGCUAG